Molecule: messenger RNA, 816 nt
Organism: Drepanopeziza brunnea f. sp. 'multigermtubi' MB_m1
Lineage: Eukaryota; Fungi; Ascomycota; Leotiomycetes; Helotiales; Drepanopezizaceae
Source: RefSeq, a predicted model, not a curated record
AUGGGUCGCCCCGGCACCCUCCCCAUAAAUCGCCCUCACAACCACGAUAGAGGAAACAUCAAACCUGUCGCUCGAAGUGCAGCGUUCGAAGUAACCAUCCACGUCCCACAAGCCCACCUUCCUUUCAGACCCAACAACAACAGCCGCUUCCAACCCUCUCCCACCCCGCCCACCCGUCCCAAUGCUACCCUCAACCGCCAAAACAGCGCGCAGACCCGCUACAUGACCAUGCUGCUCGCCCUCGAUACCAUCCCGCGCCUGCACAACAUCCUCGCCGCCUUCUUCACCUGGAUCCUGCUCGCCGGCUUCGUCAUCUUCCCGGGGACCUUCACCUCGCUGCGCUCCCUCGAGGACACGUCCAACGAGGCGGCGGCCGCCAUCGCGAAGACGGCCAAGAACAUCCCCCUGCUCGUCAUCGCCGGGACGAGCUGCGGCGUCGGCGCGCUGGGCAUGCUGUGGCUGUGGUGGACGUGGCGCGGCAACUACGUGUGGCUGCUCAACCGCAUCUUCCUGCCGGGCUGUCUGAACAGCCUCGCCGGCCUGAUCAGCAGUCUGGUGGGCGUGUAUACGCAGCAGCGGGGCGCGUGGAGCGUCACGGCGAGGAUCACGGCGAUGGUGACGGCGGGGUGCAUGCUGGUUACCGGGGGCUUGUUCGGGCUGUACAACUUCUGGAUUCUGGAGCGGGUGAAGCGGCGGCAUGGGCGCGAGAUGGGGGAGAGUGGGAGUGUGAGCGGGAGUGCGGGGGAGGAAGGGUUCAUGGAGAAGAUUGGGAGGAAGGCUCACCAGCCGGCCUUGGCGCCCGGGAGUGUGGUCUGA